UACUGUGUUUUCUUCCAAUAGCACUUCCGGGUUUCGAUGUUUACAGCUGGAACCACAGGGCUGAUGAAAACCAUCCUUUCUCACAAAUACAACAUGGAUUAUAAAUUCUAGGAUUUACAUUCAUUCACGCAGCAGAGGCAGCACAGCUCACCAUCAGUUUCAACUGCAGAAUCCACACAAAGAGAAGCAAUGAAGAAAAAGAGCCGACGGCCACGGUCAUCGGACACGUCGCAUCAGACCUCGAGCGUGAGCGAAGAGAAGAGGUCGUCUGGAAGCAGGGGCAGACCUCGCAAGAACAUCCCAGCGGUCACAGAUGCAUUGUACCAUGAAAACACACAGAUGGAAAAACCAGCUGAAUACAGCGAGACGGCCGAGGACACACACAAACAUGGAGAGAGCAAGUUCAAAUCCUCAGGUCGUCUGUCCACAGCUACCUGUCGACUCUGCCAUGGUAAAUUCUCUCCACGCAGCCUGCGACACGCCUUCAACAAGUGGCCUCAAGACUCCAUACACAUCGUGGAAGACGAGUCCGAUGCUGCGACGCAGACGCCCGUUUUAUUCCACACAGACUUUCAGCGUCUGGUCGGGGUCCAGCUGGACAGAGACCCCCGUUUAUCAGAGUUUAUAUGUAAGAAGUGCCAUGCCAAGUUCUACAAGUGCCACAGCAUCCUGGUCAGGUUCCUGCAGAGAGUCAACCUCCCACCGGUUGGGAAGGACAACUCCAAAACCUGGAAGACUGCAAAGUGUGCAGAGUCAUCUGUAAAUCAUGGCUCAGCAGCUCCGCCCUCAUUUACCUCAGACCCCAAGUGCCUCCACAGUCUGGUUUCGUGGGCUCACCACCACGGGGAGGCGUGUCGCUCCUGCCCCGACCUGAAGGAGGUUCUGGAGGGUCAGUGCUGGGGCUCGGUCAAAGCCGUGUGGGGCUGCGUCGACGGACACCAAUACAUCAUGGACGCUCGGUGCGACGCAGCCGCUGGCACCAACGUAGAACACACUCUGAACUUCAGCAGCAGAACGUUAGGAAGCAGAGACGGAGACGGGUCUGAGGAGGAGGAGCACAAUGAAGAAGAGGAAGAGGAUGAAGGGAGUGGGAGGACCCCGGCAGGAAGUCUGGUUCAGCACAGUCCAGGUCCAGUCACAGCACAGAGUCAGAGUUCAGCGCUGAACGACUGGACUGGCAACGCUGAAGAUUUUUCAGGACAAGAGGAAUCUCUUGUUGCGGCUCAGAUGGAGGACAGGAUGGCAGACAGCGAGUUCUCGGACAGAGUCAUGUCUGAGGAUGAGUUUGGCAAAGGCGGAUUAUCAGAUGACGAGUUAUUCGAGCCAUACCCCGACUCCAAGAGACCUCGCAGCAAAGGACGACAGAGCCUGAAGACCCCAGAGGAGCCCAAAACCAGGAAGAAACCUGGACCCAAACCUGGAUGGAAGAACAAGUUCAAACCUAAAGGGGAGGAGCUGCCCAACAUCUACAAGUGUCCAUAUCAGGGCUGCACAGCGGUCUACAGAGCACCAGAUGGAUUGAAGAAACACAUCAGGGAGCAUCAUGAGGAAGUCCGAGAACGACCCUGUCCUCAUCCAGGCUGCAACAAAGUGUUCAUGAUCGACCGCUACCUGCAGCGUCACGUCAAACUCAUUCACACAGAGGAGAGGAACUACAUCUGUGACCAGUGUGGUCAAACCUUCAAACAGCGGAAACACCUUUCAGUUCAUCAGAUGAGGCAUUCAGGGGCCAAACCGUUACAGUGUGAGGUGUGUGGUUUCCAGUGUCGUCAGCGAGCGUCGCUCAAGUACCACAUGACCAAACACAAGGCGGAGGCAGAUCUGGAGUUCGCCUGUUUGAUUUGCGGGAAACGUUUCGAGAAGGCCCACAACUUGAACGUGCACAUGUCCAUGGUCCACCCGCUGACCCAGGUGGAGGCGCACAGAGGAAACAGCCAGCAGCAGCAGACGACCUACACAGACCUGCACACCAUCACACUGACCGGGGAGGUGGUCCAGCACGACCAGGACAGAUGACACCAGGGGGUCCGUGUCCAGGUCUGCUGCACUGGGACAUGACCCCCAGGACAGGGACACCAGGGACUCCAUGUCCCCCAGGACAGAUCACACCAGGGACUCCAUGUCCCCCAGGACAGAUGACACCAGGGGGUCCAUCUCCCCUAGGACAGGGAUGCUUCACGACAAACCGUGGUUUUCAGGAUGGUGCUGAAUUUCCCGUUUUCUUCACUAUGGUUUCACAGACAUGGAUCAGAGCUGCACCAUCAUAUGACACAACUGGAUCAAUUUAUGCCGCAACAUCGACUGAAAUAUGAACUUAAAUUUUACAAAGCCUUCUUCUGGGACGUGUUCUGAUGUUACCCUGAGAUGAUAAACCUUGAGAUGGGAAACACAAGUGUUGAGCUCCUUAACAGAUUUGUGAUACACUAUAUAGACAAAAGUAUGUGGACACGUUGAAUUCAGGCAUUUCUUCUCUAACAGGGGUCUGGGAUACUAAAC
This is a messenger RNA of Sphaeramia orbicularis (orbiculate cardinalfish), 2496 nucleotides long. RefSeq names its product zinc finger protein 276 (gene znf276). The transcript is spliced from 12 exons. NCBI's taxonomy places the organism in Eukaryota, Metazoa, Chordata, Actinopteri, Kurtiformes, Apogonidae. Gene Ontology annotation, cellular component: nucleus. The record is from RefSeq and is a predicted model, not a curated record. Gene Ontology annotation, molecular function: zinc ion binding. The coding region runs from base 190 to 2016 and encodes 608 amino acids.